This is a messenger RNA of Sphaeroforma arctica JP610, 552 nucleotides long. RefSeq lists its product as hypothetical. The coding region runs from base 40 to 402 and encodes 120 amino acids. NCBI's taxonomy places the organism in Eukaryota, Ichthyosporea, Ichthyophonida. The record is from RefSeq and is a predicted model, not a curated record. The transcript has a single exon.
CGUCGCUGACACAGUCAACAGAACCGACUCUGACUCCUAAUGAUAGAUGUUCCACAAUCCCUAUACCCCGGCCGAGGGUAUCCUGAAAUAGUCUUUCGGCCAAAGGCAAGCACGGGAUACGCCUUCAUCCACUGGUUGAACAAGGAGCCCUCGAUAUUAUCGGGAGCCGGAAACUUAAAACGUAUACGUGUGAUUCUUAUUUUCGCCCGAUUUACAAGCAUCAACAACACAGGUUAUCUUGUUUUCCUACGGACUUGUCCGUUCUCCCAUAUAUUUUACCUUUCUCUACUGGAGGGUCAUGAUCAUGUUCAAUACAUCAAAAGUAAAGUGCAAUCAUGUUUGUCCUUUAUGCUUAGCUCUAAGCGUAAUGGCACAAUCGCUUGUACGGCGCGAGACUUUUAGUCACUUCACACAUCAAAGUAUCGUGCGCUGAAGAGUGCUCCAGACGAAACAUAUUUACGACUUUAUGUAAAUAAAUAGUCAUUUUAAAAUUCGAUCGAAAGUUAAAAAAACCAUAAUACUAUAAUAUCGAAAGAUUAAAAACAAACAAAC